This is a messenger RNA of Etheostoma spectabile (orangethroat darter), 3290 nucleotides long. RefSeq lists its product as uncharacterized. The record is from RefSeq and is a predicted model, not a curated record. Bases 176 to 2980 code for a protein of 934 amino acids. NCBI's taxonomy places the organism in Eukaryota, Metazoa, Chordata, Actinopteri, Perciformes, Percidae. The transcript has 5 exons.
AACGGUCACGUCUCCCGCGCGUGCAACGUUCAACUUCUUCUUCUUCUUCUUCUUCUUAUUUUUUCGGCGGUUAGUGCACUGCCCGUUGUGCAGUGUGGGGCAGAAAUGGCUUGAGUUUGGAAGAAACAGCAACGCUCUCUGUAAAGGAUAACGACUAACGUAUUGGAGUGUCAAAAUGACCAGACGAAAACCUGGAAAACGAUGGAGAAGGACAGGUAAUGAAGAAGACCCAAGUAAACGACCAAGACGGGCUGCACAAUUGUCAUCCCUCCCUGCAGCCACCAGUGUUCAUGUGGAGACUGAUCAGCAAUAUUUAGGAGGUAGCAGCAGCGGAACACAGCAGGGAGUUGUGCCUCCUGGAGGAACCCAAAACGCUGCACUUCAUGGGGAACACGCCCAACCUCCAGGUGUCCAUGCAGGAUAUACCACACUCACUCUCGGACAUCAAGCCUCUCACCACCUGCCAGCACAAGGUAGCGUGGCACAAGAGAGUAUUUCAACUGUUAACUCUAUCAAAGACAAUGAAGAACCAUCUUCCAGAUCAGCCUUCAGUGAUCCGCCUGAUGACCUAACAACUGAACUACAUGGCAAUGCUGAGUAUGAUCUAUCUCAAUUAUUUGAGGAAGCUCUCCCUGAUAUGGGGGAUUGGACAUAUGAUGAUGGACAUUUGUUCAGUGAGGGAUUUGAAGAGGGUUUGAGUGAGGACUGUGCAGAAGAGUCAAAUUUCAAGGACACAACACACAAACCAUUAUAUGACAAUGCAUCAAUAACUGUUGCAGAGAGCCUUCUGAUCAUCAUGGCUUACGUUAACUGUCAUAAAGUAACUGAUAAGGCACUUAGUGAUUUGCUUAAAAUGUUCAAAUUGCUUUGUCCUGAUAGUCUGAAUACAGACUGCUUAAACAGUGUACAAAAGUUAAAAGAGUUUUUUUUCUCACAUGCUGCAUCAUCUCCUAUUGUAUUGCAUAAAUAUUGCAGUAAUUGUUUUGGGUCAUUAGAAGGUGAAGUACAAUGUCUAUCUUGUGGGACCAGUGUGUCAGAAGAAAGAUCCUCAUCCUUCAUAGAGGUUCCAAUUGAGGCUCAAAUAAGGUCAUUGUUUCUCAAGCCAGGUUUUCAGGAGAAACUUAACUUUAGAUUAAGCAGGAAGAAGACAGAUCUUAACAACAUUGAAGAUAUAUAUGAUGCAGAAAUUUACAAACAGCUUGUAGAUGGGGGUGGUCCUCUUAGUGAUCCUAAAAACAUCUCACUUACUUGGAACACAGAUGGGGUACCUAUUUUCAAAUCGUCCAAGUUUUCAGUGUGGCCUUUUUAUUGUAUCAUCAAUGAACUGAGUUUCAUGGAACGCACAAAAAGAGAGAAUAUGAUAUUUGCUGGACUUUGGUAUGGGGACUCAAAACCAUCCAUGGUUACAUUCCUUAGACCACUAGGUGACACACUCAGUAAACUUGCAGAUGAUGGAAUUCUUGUGCAACCUGCUGAGUUGACAGCUGAACCUUUUGUGUGUAAAGUGCUCACCAUUGCUGGAACAUGCGACUUACCUGCUAAAGCAUUAGUACUUAAUUCAGUGCAAUACAAUGGGAAAUUUGGAUGUCAUAAAUGUGAGCAGCCAGGAAAGACUGUAAAGACAGGGGAAAGGGGACAUGUUCAUGCAUUUCCAUACCAACAUAGAGAUCCAAAAGGCCCACUGCGCACAAAUGAAAAGUUUGCUCUUGAUAUGAAAAUCUCAAAUGAGACCAAAACCACCGUUAAAGGGGUGAAGGGUCCCUGUUGUCUUAGCAAACUUAAAAGUUAUAACCUUAUCAAAGGCACUGCUAUAGAUUACAUGCACUCAGUCCUUCUUGGGGUAAUGCGCCUUUUGAUGGUUCUGUGGUUUUCUCCAGAAUUUUCUCGUCAGCCCUUCAGCAUGGCAAAAAAUGCAAAGGAAAUUGACAAGCGAUUUCAGGAUAUCUCUCCUCCAUCCUCCACUCGAUAUCCUCGAUCAGUGGCAUCUCACAGAAUGUUUUUUAAAGCAUCAGAAUAUCGGGAUAUUUUGAUCUUCUAUGGACCUGUUGUUUUCCGUGGAAUUCUUGCAACACUGUACUACAAGCACUUCCUUCUACUAAGUGAAGCCAUUUUCAUUUUGUUGAUGGAAUCCAUAUCAGUUGAACAGAUUGAUCAUGCAGAGAAACUACUGUGGAACUUUUGUUCCCAAAUGGCUAUUCUAUAUGGUGAGCGGUACGAAACUGCAAAUGUACACCUUCUUGUGCACCUAGCAGACAGUGUGAAGGCCCUUGGUCCAUUAUGGACUCAUUCGUGUUUCCAUUUUGAAGACAAGAAUGGCUAUUUGUUAAGGCUCAUACAUGGCACUCAAAAUAUACCUAUGCAGAUGGUCCAUGCAGUCAAACUUGUGCAGUCUAUUCCUGUUAUUUCACAAACCAUAAAACCAGGAAAUGCCGUAGCUGAAUUUUACACACGGCUGACUAAAGAUGAUAGUUUCUGUCAGGAAAACAAUGAUUUGUCUAGGACCAAACUAUAUGGAGCAUCUAGUGAACUUCAACUGGACAGAGUUCACCUCUCUACAUUGGAAAGACAUGGUGGUCAUUGCAUCUGUUCUAAAACAGUAAGGAUCUUUCACAGGGCACAAGUUAAAAGAAAUUAUCUCACAUCAAAACACUAUGGGAAAGGCAAUAGAAGAAACAAUUGUACAGUUGUUUUUUCUAGUGAUGGACAAAGAAAGUAUGGACAGAUUGAGUUCUUCUUUACCUCAGAACAUUCAAAUGCCAAAUGGGCCCUUGUUAAUGAAUUCAAAGUUGCCGGUUUUACAUUGCUGCAUGAUAGUGUAACAAAUGGUACAUGCAGUCAUGUUGUUCCCCUAUUAGAAACCUCUGUUAAUACAGUAGUUUCCUUGGAUCAUAUACUGGGUAAAGUUGUUUUCUUUGACUUGACAUCUAUGCCUGGCAUUGUUUUUGCAGCUAAUUUCCCAAACACACUUGAAAAGUUUUAACCCAUUAAUAUUGGGUUUAUAUUGGAUGCAACAAAGGGUCAUGGUCAGGGUGUAUGGGGGCAAGAUGAAUUGCUUCUAUUGUAUUAUCAGGGUGCUUGAAUGAAUUGAAUUAAAACAGUAUGUGCUCUAUUACGUGUUACACAAUAUAUUAAUGCCCUAUACAAUAGAGCUUUGCUGUGAAUUCUGUCAAAACAGCACAAUGUCAACAUUUAGAAAGUUCACAAAGGUGUCUUUUGAGCAUAUCAUGGCUUAUGUUUUAAUGGGUUAAGUUUUGGAACUCAAAAUUGUAAUUAAUUAAUUAAUUGUAUGG